GUGGAUUGGCAGUACAAAUAGUGUUUCCCGAACCCCCCACUGCAUGAUGCCGCUACUGGCAGCCAACCAAUUGACGCUGAUCGACCGUGAAUGUGUAACUCAGUUACGACGUCUGUGAUCAAACAACCUGUCGAUUUAAGGUUUCAUGUGUCGAUUAUCGCUUUUGACGCACGGAAGAGAUCUGCGGGGAAGAUAGAGAGAUAGAAAAAAGUGAAACGUUCAACAUAGAAAGCGCGGGGUGAAACGAGAGCGGUCUGUGUACAUAAUAAAGUAAUGCGAUGCUAAGCGUCGAGAUGUAUGCCCGCGUUGAGUAUAGAAUAGUGCAAUAGAGAACUGAGUACAACCGUAAGAGAGCAAAAGUGUUCCAUUACUGUCCGGUCACCGGCUGGCUCUAGCAUCUACAUUCAACCAGCAGCGCGUCCUCGCCAAGUGUUACUGAAGGCGAUUACUAUCUCCGAUAAAUUAAAUAGGCAACGACGCGCAACGUGCGGUGGAUAUGAUCUUCCCUCACUUUUCGUGCCAAUACGCAACCAACACACGGCACCUGCAGCAGCGCUUAUAGAUGCUUGUAGACUGUUGUAGAUUUGCUCAUUCAGAUAACUGCACCAUGCGAGAACCACACUACCGCUAAACAAGAGAUAAGACGCUUCCGCGGCACCACGUGUCCGGUGUGCUGGUCAUGUUCGAGCGUCGUCCGUUGUUUGGGGCUCUGCUCGGGUUGACGCUGGUAGUAACAGUAUGGCAUAUGUCGUUCCAAGAAACCACCAGCAGUACCGGCGGAAGCAGUAGCAGUAGUAGCAGUAGCAAUGGCGUUGGGUCUGGAUCUUCGUACCUGGAGUCGGUUACUAUUGCGCCACCGUACAUGCAAGCAUCGUCUCUGGCAGUAUCCACGCCACAUCACUCACAAUCUGCAGUACCACCACCAGCACCACCUCGUGAUGGUGCAGCAGACGUUGCUGGGGCUGUCGAAUUUGUUGAAAGCAGCUCGAUGACGAAUCAAAGCUUCCUCCCACUAUUGCUAUCGUCGAUAUUAGUCAAUCCAGUAGAAAUGUUGCCAAAAGAUGAUUAUACCAGUUUAAUAGAUUUGAAAGAUUUUAAGUUCACCAUCAAUUUCAGCAAUUGUAGUGAGGGUGGUCGAAACAAGUAUGAAAGUGUUCGAACUAAUAGUCUUAAGAGUGAUGAGCAACGUGUACCAUUAAUUUUAGUUUUAGUUCAUUCGGCACCAACCAAUUGGUACAAGCGCAAUACAAUUCGUGAUACCUGGGGACAGUACGAUCCGCGAGCAAAGCUCGUCUUCCUGGUUGGAGCUGUCAACUCGAGUAUCCUCCAGCAACGAAUAGAGCAAGAGAAUCGCAUGUACGACGAUAUCGUACAGGGCAACUUUAUCGACGCUUAUCGAAAUAUGACCUACAAACAUGUGAUGGCACUAAAAUGGUUCACAUAUCACUGCCCAGAGGCCAAGUACAUCCUGAAAGCAGACGACGAUGUCUUCGUUAACACUCCAACACUAUACGACAUUCUAGAAUCGACGUCCCAAAGGCGACGGCUACUGUUUUGCCAAGAAAUUAGCAAGGCGCCCGUAAAACGAACACAUCGCUCCAAGUGGUACGUCAGCGUUCCCGAAUACCGUAACAGGUACUACCCAAACCAUUGUCCAGGCUAUUCGAUAAUCUACACACCGGACGUGGCAUUCCAGCUGUAUCGGGAAGCACAACAGCAACCGUACUUCUGGAUCGACGACGUGCAUCUCACGGGGACGAUAGCAAGACGAAUUAACGUUACCAUCACACCGACGGGUAGCAUGCUACUCAACCAAAGCCAAAAGGAUGCAAUCAUCGACAACAAGCUGAAUGCAUCCGAACAACUGUUCUUCUUCACCACACCGGAUCUACGCGAAGGGGAAAUCCGGAAGUUGUGGAAAGCGGUAACUCUGUCGAAAAGCGGUAGAUAGUAGAAACCCAUGAGGCAGACUGAAUAGGAAACGAACGAGUGUAAGAGUGUUUGUGCAGCUGAAAAAAAAAGAAUCACAGGCAAGAUCUACUUGUAUUAGAGCCUAGAUCUGAUCGUGAAGAAUCUCGUUAUACUAGGAAAAACCUUCAAAUUAUUCUAACAUUGUUUCGCCGCUCCUUCCUAUUUUUUGCUUGUUAUUUAAACAGGUAAUGUAAAAUAUUCAUAUCCCACGAUCUCACAGAACAUCAUUCGAUUUUUAGUUCUGAAAUGAGCAGUACUACGCUUGAUACUUCAUCUUUGAUUCAAACUAGGAUAUAUGCAUUUUUAAAAAGAAAAGUGAAUAAGUUAAUCAAAAUACAAUUCGAAAUUAUUUAUUAAAUGUGGAGUUGAAAUGCCCGCGUUCAUGCCAUGCAUGCUCGCGGGCAUUUGUUUUUUUAUGUAAAUGUAUUUCAUUAUUCGCAAUAAGUUACAGUUUUCUUGUCCUCCUUUGUAUUUCGCAAUGUUCUCGAGAAAGAUAUUCAUUGAGUUUUACCUAACUGCUUAAAAAGCAGUUCACCUUUUUGCCUUUUUCAUAUAAAAUGUGUUACGAUCGAACAUUGCUCAAAUAUCAAACUUUUUAUUUAAAAAUAAAAUAAUGUUUUGUAUGGCAAGUUCAAUUCAUACAGAAUAAAGGAAAAGUAUUCAAGCUUCCUUUUAGCGACUGUGAAUCAAUCCUGUUAAGACAGAUUUCUUCCGUUCAAUUCUACUAUAGACAUAAUAAUGAAAAACUGUUGCUUUUCACUAGAAAUCAGUAUUUCUAGUACUAGUAUUUCAACUAUUACGUAUAGUCACUGAAGAAGACUAUACGUAAUAGUUGAAAUACUAGUAUCUGAUUUAUAGUGAAAAGCAACAGUUUUUAAUUAUUAUUAUUUCAUCUGAUUUAACAGGAUUAAUUGUGACAUUCCACUAAGUCGUUCAAAAAGUUUUGAAUUUUGUAUGAAAUUUUAGACUGUGAAUUACCGGACUGCUGACUGGCAACUGUCUUUCGCGUCUUCUUGAGAUUUCGCUUGACUAUUGCCCAAUCCUUUUUUUCUAUUUGAUGAAGCCCCGGGCGAGUUGGGAGGGUUCCUGUCAACAAUUAUGUUACUUGUUACUUGCGGAAAGCCAACAGACGUUUUUCCAGGUAUUCCUGCAUAUAAAUUUCCUGGUUGAUGGUCCUGGUUGCGAUGUAAAUAUCGCUCUUCAAGCCACAGUAAUAGAUGGUCUGACACACGAGAUAUUUUUUUACGCACUUUGACAGCAUAACGUGUUUGAAAAUUUUUGUCAUCUUUCCUCUUCCAGUCGAAUAAUAUUAUUCCUGUUCAGGAACCUGUAUUAAAUCGACUUCAUAAUCCCCAAAACGGUUAUAGACCUAUUAAAAUGGACAACAAAUGGCUUAGAUUUACUGGUGUUAGUAACUGAUGAUCAGCCGAGGUCUCUUUGGCCACAUUUCCAUCUAGGGACCGUUAAUAAAUUACGCAACGCAAAGAUUGCCCAAAAUUGACUCCCCCUCUCCCCAUGUAACAAAUUGUCAUAAAUUUAUCUAUACCUCCCCUCCCCUAUUACGUAACAAAUUCUUUGAGAUUUUUUUUCUUCAGUAAAAACAUGUUACGUAACGAUCUAGCUUAUUCCCCCUCUCCCAUAUAUCACAACAUGUAACAAUUUGUCGUGAACACCUCCCCCCCACCUUAAAAAACUCCGUAAUUUAUUAAUGGUCCUAAGACGAUUCCAGAAGUCCCGGGUAAAAUGGUGCUGUUACAAAUUUACCAAACGCAUAUUGGUUUCUCGCAUAUGGUUACAGCGCGGAACUUCAAAUGUGGAAGUACAUUAAAUUUCAGAUAUUGAAUUCGUAAUUCAAUAUCUUCAAUUUAAUUCAUGCAUCCCAUCAAUCAAAAGUUCGUAUAAGAGAGAGAGCUGCCUAAGCUGCUCGUUUUAAGUAACUUUCCAAACAGUGCAAUGUACAAUAGCUGAUCAAGCAACUUGCAAGUUCCAUUAAUUCUUUCUAUUGCAUAUUUUAUAUACAGCAGCCGAGGUUACGUACAUUAUGUGCAUUCUAUAAUUUUUAAAGCUCAGGUGGAAAAGGCGGCUUUGGUGGAUCGCUUGUGCUUGAAGAUAUGCAGAUUUACAUGAUCAUCAUUUAGCUCUGUUCCGUGCACAUCUCCAAAAUCCUUGUAUUCCCCAUCUGGUUGCGGAGUAAGUAACCACAUUAAAGAACUAAAAACUUCAUCUGAUAGUCGUACGGAUUUCUGAAACGUUAGUGGAAUCGUCGGUGCAUUUUGCCUUUCUCAUAAAAAAGGCUAUGCAAUCACUCUGAAACUCGACUUGUCAACUAAAGCCCGGAUUUCCGUGUGUCAUAUACCAUCCGACUCAGUUCAUCGAGAUCUAAAAAUGUCUCCUGUUGCCAUGAGCCAUUUAGCUCCCGUUGCCGCAAGUCAUUUAGCUUUAUCCCGAUCUACUCGGAUAGUUUAGUACCAGGGAUGAAUCAACCCAAUUCCAACUGAGAGUUUCUCAGCGGCGAAAUUUCUCCUCAUACUCCCUUUACGCGACCUACUCGAUCUAGUCCUCGGCAGUGUAACUAGCCUGCUUACAUGUUUCCCGGUAGGUUGAGGAGGUUGAUCCGGCGAUUCUGUGUAGAGCAUGGCGCCCGGUAGCCGUGAUGACCCGCUUCCGUUACAUCAACUCGAGCUAGUCCCGGGCUGUGGAUCUGGCCUACACGGGGUGAUUACCCAUUGUUCCAUUCAUCUACUCGCUUGAUUAUCCAGCCAUUUUCGCUGUAUGGCCGAAUGUGUCUGUUAAUGGCGUUCCACGGAUUUUCACAGUGAAUGGGCGAUUGCUUCCAAGCGGUUGAAAGCAUUCUUCACGUCCAAGAUGACCUGUCUUUCUGGAAGCGAAACUGCACGUUUGACAGGUCGUCCACACCCUCAGUGCACUUAUUAAACCUGUUAAGGGUUAUUCUCUUUAAUAGUUUUCCGACCAAAAUCCAAAAGACAUAUUGGCCUAUAAAACCUGCAGGAGGAAUUGUCGGCAUCGGCGGCAACACCAAUUCAUGUUGCUUCCAGUUAUCGGAGAAGCUACCUUCAUCGAUGCAUUUCGGCAGUGUAGUCCUGAACAUAUCCGGGUUCUCCUGUAUCGCUGUUUUUAAGACCAGGUUUGGAAGGAAGGAUCACUUUCAUGGCUUUCGCCACGUCGAUUAUCUCUUCAUCGGUUAUUCGGGUUUCUUCAUCAUAAUUAUAUUCCUAACAGAACGGCGCCCUAAGCCCUUCAAUUAUAAUCUUCAUCUUAUCCGGGAAUCUUUCAACUGGUUCAGCUGGGUCUUUUAUCUUUGCCAUGGCUACUCUGUACGUGUCUCCUCGAGGAUUCGCGUUGGCUUUGUGGCAAAGCUCCACAAGGCAGGAUUUCUUAAUUAGUUAUGGAAUUUGCGUUUCGACUUUGCCUCAUCAGAAUCCGACACUAACUUAGUGACAGGCUUAGUAGCGCCAGAGUGACGCUAGCUCCAAAAACCGGAGACAAUAUUUGUGUUCAUGAACAAACCCCGCUUGAUAUCCCGCAAGAAAUGGAGUUCAUUGCUGUGACCGCAUAUUGUUUUUAUGAAUAUUUCAAAAUUUGUUGCAUUAUCUGCUGGUGAAAUAAGAAAGCUACUAUACGUGCCAGGAUUCAUUACGCCUAUAGAAUUCACUAUUCCAGAGCUGUUAUACUAACGUGAAAAAGGUGCUAAAUCUGUCUCAGAAUUGUCAUAUUUUUUUACAAUAUAACACCAGAUCUCGACGAUCUAUGCAUUUGAAAGACAUUUAAAUCAAAACAAUUUUUUUAGAUUAUAGAGGCACGUACAAGGCAAUCGAUCUACCGCAAACCGGGGUGACUCAUCACUACACUUCCCAGAAAUUUAUUUUUUUAAAGUUCAAUUGCCCCCCAUGAUUCGAUUCCUAGUCCCACACGGAGUCUACUCCAAAUUUGACCCAAAUAAGACAACUCUAGCUACCUGUCUGUUCGAAGUUUGUACGGGAUUUUUCAACAAUUUACAUGGAGAAAGCAAACUAACUUGCAUUUUCACCGCUAGUUGGUACUGUAGGCAUCACUUCAAGUGAAAAUGAGGAAAAUUAUUUUAUUGCCUACAACUUUGUAGAAGACUGAAUCAAUCCAACUUCCUUUGGAUAAGUUAUUAAACUUUUAGAGAAGUAAUGUCUAAGUCAGUUUUGCAUGGGGCCUAACAGUAUGUACUUAGUGAUGAAUCAGUAAUCGAAUCCCACGAACUCUACUUUUUGCGAAAUAAUGGUUUGGUUUAGCGGAAUAGUAUGUUUGGAAGUAAUUUAAUACGAAUGGUAUAAAUUGUGAGUGAUUAAAUUAAGUUUUUGUUUUUCAAUCAGUCAGGUGCUGAAUAUACAGCACACCAUAGCAACCUAUAAAUGUUUUCAGAGCAAAACGAGUUUGAAAUUUUAACUAUUAUUGUAUUAUUUUUAUUGUUUUGCCCAAACAUCUGAUAGUUCGAAUCUUUGAGCAAUAUCUUUCAGAAGCAUUUGAAAUCUUCUACAAAUGGUAUCAUCACUUUUUAUUGAAUUUUGCAUUUUGUGAGAAAUGUGUGUUUCUGUUCGUCUUACCUGCAGUGUCCAUAACAGCGCGCUUUCCCCUAUAAGGGCCUUGUUCAGCAACGAUCUUUUCAUGUGGUCAUUGAUCUGGCGCGUGCUUUUGGAGUAAACAAACCAUUCCAAGGUUCUAGGGGCAAGACAGACCAUUUUAUUCUGCAAUGGGACGGACAUGAAAAGCUUUUGUGCAUCAGGGAUGAAAAAUUUGCUCCAAAUAUAAAAAAUUGCGGAUCCCACUGCACAGCGGUCCAAAGUGUAAAUGCGGCAGGGUUUUUUAACUUUUUGCUAAGACUAAUUGAAAUAUCCUUAAAAUAUAUUAAGGAAAGUUGUUGUAUUUUGCAAGGCCCUUCUUUUUUUGAACAAAAGCAAGAUCUAAUAUUGAACUUUUUAACGAUUCGAGAUAGAGCUUGACUGUCUUCGAUGAGGCUGUAGCUUAGACUAUAUCAAGUGUCGCGGAUGAUUGCUUCUUCGGUAUAACAAUCGGUCAGUUAUUUUAUAAGACCGAUAGAUCGCCGUAUUGCACACUGUUAGUCGAUUAAUUUUUGUAGGCUGAAUCGUGUACCGAUGUUGAAUGGGACUACAAUCGGAUGAAUUCAGUCGUUUGUCCGAACCGGAACUAAAAUGAGUUUUUCUCUUUCAAAGGAAAAACAUACAAAAAUUGGCGUUUGUCGAUUGAGCUGAGAACAGAAAUUAAAGCCUACCAUGUUGUGAAAAUUGAUACUGAAGGAUGGCUUGUCAAAAUUUACACGUCUUAUUAUUUGUCAAAAUAGACAUUUGGCAGACGACUUGUCAAAGUGAGUGCGCAUUUGGAAACGCAACCGAUGCCAAAAAGAUGAAUAUAUGGUUGCAGGAGAAAAAAUAUUUUUUGUUGCUGAAUGAAAAAAGAUGUCCAAAAAUGGGACCACCGCCUUAAGAAAAGUAAUGACGCAAGCUGCUUUAGACGAUUUGGGUGCAUUAUCACAUUUUAUGAAACAUUGCUGAGGACACUUUUGACCGUCUUUUUUGGGUUUGCGACCACCGUGCGUCCCCACGAAGACAACGGUUUCCCCUUUUACGAUGCGGUGGACAACAGUACAUACAGGCAUGCAUACCCUCCUCCGGUUCAGUUAAACUACUACUAAACACGGUGUUUUAAUAAUGAUGGUCCGUGUUUGUACCUGAGUCCGCUUUUCCACAACGUUUUCACCUAGACCGGCAUCGGGAUUCAGGGGGCAACGGUUUGCAGACCGGCGACAAUCUUCUACUUCCGGCGCAUGAUGACCGGGAAAGAAGCGGGGUAGGAUAGGAUUCUAAUAUUAUACUUUUCAAAUGCUUCUCUUGGCCGUGUCUGGUGGUUAUCAGCUGCAUUUGAGCUAAGAUUAGUAUUAGAGGGUGAAAAUGUGAUCGUUUUUGAAACCAACGUGGCGGGCGGGUUCGGUUUUGAAGUGUGUGGGAGUUGUCGGAAUGGUCGUAAAAUGAACCAACCACAUAAUAAACUUGUAUAAAUUGGGUAUAGGGGAUUGAGCCAUGUACGUAUCGGUACAUAAGGGUUAUAAACACGGAUACCAUGUUAGUUGUCCUUCUUGCAGUUUAAUCGAUGGUGCGACUGCUAUCAGUCGAGAAUAUAUUCAAGCCUUUAUUAAGAGGGAGGGGGGAGGGGGUUGGUUAAGGGUUUUCGGCGUGAUUGCUGUAAUUUUUCUAUGCAAAAAUAUCGACAAACGAUUUGGUGACGGGACUUUUUGUGCAGCGUCUCUGGAAAGAAAUGAUUUGCGGUGUUACCUGCCAUUCCAAAACUACUUAACCGUUUUCUUUCAAACUUUGCAUACACAUUCUGUGUUAACAAUACGUUGAGUUUUUGAGAUAAAUGUUUAAUUAAGGGGUUUUUUUUACUCAUUUUAAAUAAAAAUUACUAUUAUUCACGAAAAAUUCCGUCUUUUUAUGAAUAAACCUUAAAUGAAAAGUUAUCUCAAGAACUCAACGUAGGGGUUAGGUAUUUUUAACAUAGAAUGUGUAUGCGAAGUUUGAAAGAAAUCGGUUAACUUGUUUUGGAAUGGCAGGUAACACCGCAAAUCAUCUGUUUCCAGAGACGUUGUACAAAAAGCUGCGUCACCGAGUCGUUUGUCGUUAUUUUUCAUAGAAAAAUUACAGCAUGUUAUUGAAAUGAUAGACUAUAAUGUAAAAAAGUUUUGAUAAAUUUGCAAAGUUCUAAAAAAAUUCGCAGAGGAAGUGUUUUUUUUCAUGCUGAAACCUUUAACACCCCCCCCCCCUUAAGUGAGAUAUCCUUACACCAUUUAUAUGGUAUGAUAAUAAUUAUACUAUAAAUAACCGUCAGAUUAUGUCUUCACUCAACUACAUUAUGCAGUGCCUCAAAAAAUGUUACGUACAAGGAUUGUUUGCAUGUGCGGUUGUACAUGUAACAAAUUGAUUUGUUCCAUCUCAAUUAACAAAACUACCUUACUGUAUACCAGUUAUAAAUUUGACACCCUAGCGGACGAUAGCUGAACUAGAAUAUAGAAAACUCGAUUAUGGCAACUCUUACACAAAAAAAGCCUACUUGUCUGCGUAAAAUUAUUCUCACUUACGCUAAUCGCGGGAAAAGUGGAACAAAUGAAAAGUCCGAACAAAUGGAAAUGAUCAAAAGGGAACAAAAGGGAUUUAUUCAAAAGCCAAUCAGAACAAAUUACGCGCGAACACACGAUACCGCCAAAGGGUACGCAUGAACAGAUUCCCGAUAAGCUCGCCACUUUGGUGGAGACCGUGGUGAGGCAAAAUUCUAGGUGCGAAAACCAUUUAAUUGGUUUAGUGAAUUGUGUGAACUAAGCGUUGUGCUAAUCAGGUGACGCUACCCAUUCAACGUGGGUGCUAGUUCUGGGUGAAGAACGCAACAUCGUGGUCGAAUCGCUAGUUGGCAAGCCGUUGGAUCUCCACCAAAACCUACACGGGGACACAUCUACCCCAAGUACUCGGCCGUCGUUAUUUCUGGUCUACGGUGCGGCCUCCUAGCCUGAUCGACCCGACAACAGCGAACUACGCUAUUGCCACCCGAAGAUCCUCGAAAACCAAAGCUCCGAUGGAUUGUCAUCGUCACCGUGCCGGCCGGCAUAACAAGUAAGCUCGUUCCGUUACGGUUGUGCGCACUCACUAGAGAGAACAGAAUAAAGUGUUAGCGGUAGUAGAUUGGCCAAUUGUAUAGCACGAUUUUUCGUUCACAUCCGGUAGUCUUGGUUCGUUGUGAUUUACAGAAUAAACGCGGUAUUGGUUUGGGAAGCUAUUAAGAAGCGUUUGGAUUCUUGCUAUUUUGUUUGAUUCUUUUUUUUACUCAAGCUAGACUGAUCUAUCGUGCGCCUUCACUGUGGUAUCGUGGUUUCGAGAUUUCGUCCUGAUUCGCGUGAUCAAAGAGUAUACUGAACUGGUACAAUUUCCGCGCUUACUUUUAAAUUGUUUUUUUUUUUUUUAAUUGCCAAGAUACACCAAUUUAUCCAUGGUAGAUGCGAUAAAUGUCAAUUUUCCAGGACCAGUUUCACUGAAGGUACCCCAAACCAUAACAUGACCAUCGCCAUGCUUUACAGUCGGCCGUAAAAUUUUCGGAUUUUAUUCAGUAUUUGGUUUGCGCCACACGAAAAUAUUGAAUUUGCCUUCAUCCGUGAAUAGAACGUUGUUCCAAAAAUCAUCUGGUUCUACCACAUUGAGCGUGUUCCAAUCGCUUUUUGAUAUUUUCUGUAGAAAUGAACGGCUUUUUACGCGCGACGGAUUCUCGAUAUCCUGGAGGGUAUUACGUAUUAUUUGGGGGUUAACUUUGCCGUACCGCAACGGGCUUCCUGCAAGCUUAGGAGCACUCUGUUUGGGACGUUGCUUGAUUUCACGUAAAAGUGUGCGAAUGUGACGGUCUGUAAGCUUCGGUUUGCGACCUCUUCCGGGAGCAGUCUCAGGAGACUUUGUUUUCUUGAAGCUCUGAAGUAAAUACUGCACCGAUGAUCAGGGGAGAUUCAUGGUUCCUGCAAUUUCGGACAGACUUUUACAUCUUCCUUCAAGUCAACGAUCAGUUUUCGGAUAGACAGCGGAAUCUGACAAAAAUAUCUAAAACCUUUAAAUUACACAAAACAACUAAAAUAAUAUUGUGUGUCGCGAGUAUGUACAGGACACAACACGGGAAUUAGUUUCUACCUGUCACAUACUUGUUUACUUCACAAAUUUUUGAAAGGGUCGUAAGUGUACGGACAAUUUUUUUGACGUCGGUUUCGUUACUUUUUUGAGGCAAGCAAAUAUUAAAAUAUUUGCUAACCUCAAAAAGGCAACGAAACCGCUUUGUCAAAACAAAGUUAUUACUUUUCAGCAUAGUUUGAUAUGUGAAAUACAAAACGGACUUCAUUCUACAACAAACGGCUGAAACUGAGGAGAGUUCCCUUAAUAUAUUUUUCUAAUGAUUUAUUAUUGGAGUAAAUGCUGUGCGGGCAAUUUUUUAUACAGUGUUCGUCUCACCUGUAUACAAACAUUUGGAAUUCCCACUUCGAGUAUGAAAUCACUGACGAAAUAUCAAGCUAGCAUAGCCCAUUAGUAACAAUAGUUAUCUACUCUACCGGUGUGUUAUAAACAUAGGAAGUCCUAUUAUUACAGUUAAAAAUCCCUAUUUGAAUCUGACGUAGGUAGUUACCGUAUAGUUAUUCAAAAUAAAAAUAUUUUAAACGAAAUUAACCGAAAUAUCGAGUUAUAAAAAUUUCCUGUCCUGACGAAUCAUCAAAUGAAUCCGAGCAAACAUCCUAAGAUGCUCGAUUUCUCCAGCAAAUUGUUUAUAUGAAAGUGAUUUAGUGUAUUACCUUGACCCCGUAUUGCUCCCGUUAAAUAGAUUUAAUUUUCGGUUUAUCACUGUAGAAGUUAACUACGAAUUCGACUCCUAUUUUGUAGGAUAGUAUCUGCUAGAGAGAAAAAUAUCGUAUGCCUUUCAAAAUCUCGACUGAUGAUGCGUUGCCUGAGGCACGUUAAACUGAAUCUAUUUGUAAAUAUUCGUUUAUUCAAGUAUAGUUUACGGUUUUUGUUUGACCGCUAGUUGCGUAGACAUGCGUUUGAAAAUUCUCGGGAAAAGGCACAAUAUUUGAUCGUGUGAAACUGUAACAAAAGUUUAAGAGAUAUGAUACCGAUUUUUGUUUGUGGUGGAAAUAUGUACAGCUGAGCAGACAAGUUUGAACAUUCCGGUAACAUCGAAAUCUUCACUUUUAUGAUUUCGACUAAGCAGUAUUGGUCAAUAAGUACAUACCAGUGUGUAGAUUUCUUCAACACCACCGGGAGUAUCAGUGGUUUGUACAUCAAAUUAAUAAUGUUAGUCAAAAAGUUCAAAGAAAAUCUUUUCAUUCAUUUCAAUUGCACGUGCGUGUUAUGAUCCAAAUCAAUUCACAUUGAGUGAAUGUGGAACUGGAACUGAUUAUUUUGUCUCAAUUAUAACACAAUUACUUGUCGAAUUGGCUGCAUUAAUUUCCACUGUUAACGUAAUCGGCUGGCAAAAUGAUUAUAAAUGAGAAGUGUGACCACCAAUUCACUAUCUUGAAUGGAAGGGGUUCGUGCAUUGUAUUUGAGUAGCUAAAAUGGUUCGUCUAUUGCAAAUGGGAGAGAAAUUAAAAGUAAGCAAAUCGGCCAUAAUACUACUUGCUUUUAAAGUGCCAAUAUUUUGACAAAACAAAUAUGAUUAUAAUUUAUUUUUGCCCGAUGAGAAAUUAUAAGUAUUAGCUAAACAUAUAGUAUUUAGACAAAGUUAUAGGGGGAAUAUUACGAAGAGGUUGUUUUUCGAAUUAAAACAUCUUUCAAAAUUACGACGACAGCAACUAGUGUUAACAAAGUGAUCCAUCACUAGCUUUUUCAGCGCGGCAAGCAUUAAAUGCUGUUAAAUUGUAGAAAUCAACUCCACAACACAUCCAGCAGAGCAUGUCAGUAAUCAGUAAUAGAGAAGGAUUCAAAUUAUUUCAAUAUUAGCGAAACAACAGAAUGGACAAACAAUCGGUACCUUUAAUUGUUAAUGGUGGAACAGUUAAAAUUUAUAAACCAAAAUAAAAGGACACACAAAUUUACACUUUUUAAUAGUCUUUGCAAUAAUCUUCGAAUCACAAUAAAGAUAUUUCAUACACAUCACAAACUGUCACGAAUCUCAACGUACAUAGCUGGAACCAUAGCGCAAAGAAGUUAAUCAAAACAUACUCAACUUGAAUGAAACCAACGUACGAUAAAGGAAAUGGAGCAAAUUAUAUAAACAAAGAUAUUUAUUUAAAUGGCGCAAAAAAAAAUUGACAUAUAAGAUGUAUAAUCUAGUUAGAAGAAACAACUGUAUAUUUAUUAAUUAGUUUAGCGAGAGAGCGUUAGAGAAAGAAAAAAAACAAAGCAAAACGAGAUGUUCAUUUAAAAAAAAACCUUCGAAAAAGAAUUGACUAUUACAAGAUACAAUUAAUAGAAUUAAUUGAUAUGGGAGUGUCUUCAUGUGUUCGUGCAUAUGGAUUUGAGCAUUUGGCAAACAGAUCACCAGAAAAAAACGUAACUGAUGUAGAAGUUGAUUAAAAUAAUUAUAGAAAUGUUUGUACCACCACCAAUAAAAAUAAUGACAUGUACAA
This is a messenger RNA of Topomyia yanbarensis, 13117 nucleotides long. Its product is annotated as lactosylceramide 1,3-N-acetyl-beta-D-glucosaminyltransferase. Gene Ontology annotation, cellular component: membrane. Gene Ontology annotation, molecular function: hexosyltransferase activity. The coding region runs from base 680 to 1951 and encodes 423 amino acids. The transcript is spliced from 2 exons. NCBI's taxonomy places the organism in Eukaryota, Metazoa, Arthropoda, Insecta, Diptera, Culicidae. The record is from RefSeq and is a predicted model, not a curated record.